Molecule: messenger RNA, 6906 nt
Organism: Osmia lignaria (orchard mason bee)
Lineage: Eukaryota; Metazoa; Arthropoda; Insecta; Hymenoptera; Megachilidae
Gene: ClC-a
Product: chloride channel protein 2
Biological process (GO): transmembrane transport; chloride transport
Cellular component (GO): plasma membrane
Molecular function (GO): voltage-gated chloride channel activity
Source: RefSeq, a predicted model, not a curated record
UAGUUUCUUAUGCAUGAAUCGAGAAGAAACAUGAAAUUUUCUGCCAAGUAUCUAGAAACGCUGUCUUCUUGCACAUUCGUUUUCCUCUUCGCAAUGAUAAAUUGCAUUUUUCUUUGAAUCUGAUUUUUGAUUAGUUGCCAAACGGGCAGACGAGAGGCUAGAUUUGAAAUAAACGUACCGCGAGAACAGCUUACAAUAAUGGGUCACGAUUUCUCUCGUCGAAUAUUAGAAAAACGAUCUUUCGUCGAUCGUUCCUUGCCCAAAAAGUUUCAGCCUGACUAGCGUCUUCUCGAUCAUACAAAUUUGUUGCACAUCUCGAAACAGGUUUCACAAAUGUCAAUGAAAUGUCAGAUAUAUAAGAGUAUAAAUCGACCUUGACACGAAAUCUGCAUCACGAGAUUGCAAUGAUCAGUUUACACACCUCGCAAAUGUACUUCCACGAAAUUAGAAACGUAAAGACGAGCGACUUUGAGUCGCUUCUCUUAUUACCUCGAAAAACUAUCUACCUGCAACGUACAGAACGUUCGUUGAAAAAUCGAAGCAACCAAACGUUCUUUUUCCUUCUCGCAAGAAAACGCACGAAAGCAGAAUGCAAAAAAAAUGCAUUGCGUAAAUUCUGAGGCUGAAAACUUGCAUGCAUCCCAAGCGAUUUAUUAUGCUUCUCGCGAGUACAAGUUACGAGCGUCGUACACGUUCAAUUUCUGUUUCAAUAAACCACGACGAAUCGAACGAAUCUUUCUUUCCAUCACUCGUGGGAACAAAUUAUUCCCCGUUUAUGUGUUAAAUAUUCACCCAUAAUACAUAUUACUGUUCAUUAUUAUUUCCUACUAUUUCUUAGUACACAGUACCUACCUUUGAUAGAAAUUAAUUGUACGCCAAGUCGUACUGCUUACUACUUGUCGCGCUUCUACCAUUCGUAACUGUUACCUACUUGCUACGCGUUGUUUCAUGGUACACCCGUUUGAUCAUUACGGUUCAAAUGAAAAUUCCUUCGGCGUUCAAUUGGUCACGCAAAAACCAUCAUAGAUUCGCGUAAACGCUGUACAAUUUUACAAACGGAAAAGAGUACGCCGACUAUUGCUGCUACACGCCUUUCUAAGCAACGCCUUUAUCUACAUGAAUGAGCGCUUAAGGACUCGUUACGUUUAUACGACACGCGUGACCAGAAUGUAAAUCUUUUCUCGCAACUCACGUGACAACUUUGAUUCCACACACACAGAUGCAUAUCGUAACCAUCUUCACGCAUACGAUUCACCUUGUACCGUGUAUAUGUUUAUUUUUGGUAUGCAUCGUUUACAAGUUUACAUUCAUUUUACGUAAUUUUAUGAAAAACUUUCUUUUAUUCUUACGUCUUAUUCGGCUCCUUGGUUAAAUAAUAGAAUUUUUAGUUUUUUCCUUUCUGUUGAAAUUAGGCCAUUAAUUGAUUAAAUCACUGAAAUCGGGUUAGAGGCUGAUUGCCCAGUAGAACGUGACCCUCGUUGACGUCAAAUUUGUUGCACACUAGUUCAGAUGUUCCCUAUAUUUCACUUGGUUUCCUUCGGAUUUAUAAGUAACAUUGUAAAUUUCGAGUAAACAAGUUUUGAUAAACAAGGACACGGUAAUUACUAAUAGUAGUAAUGAGCAACACGUGAAACAAUAGAUAGACGCGUCGCAAAGUAGAAUUCAUACAGAAAAGUUACUAGUUAUUUCCGGUUCUUUUUCACGAUUCCAAAAGCUUUUCAAACGUUUAACAAACAGAGGAAGUAGAUAUCGUUGGGAAAAUUGCGAAAGAGCUAACAUUUUGGUCACGAGGGUAGAUGAAAUGAAAUUCAACGAAACGCGCAAUGUUCGAUCGCAACGUUGUUGGCUGAAUUAACUGUUCGUGUCGAGGACAUUUAAUGAGCAAUGAACAAUAGAGUAGACCCCGUCGUUGACCGAUGUUAGCUGGCGGACGCUAAAAAUAAGGAUUUUGACGGUUGCCAAAAUUCAAGGAAUAUCGUCCGCUCAAGUUCGCAAUCGAAAAGCUUCUCGAGAGCUUUCAGUUGUCGCUCGUCCGUAAAUUUGACGGCAUUGCACGCUCCGUAAACAUUUGCAUAAUUAAACGUCUCCUGAAACGUAUCGAACCGAUUGUAUCGAUUAUCGAAAAAGGCGUAUCUAUUCGUAAGGGUGUUGCGUGUUUCGUGAAUAAAUCUUUCUCGUUUAUUUUAACGAGUGAUUGAUCAAACUUGAAAAGUGGCGAAGAUCGAAACAAUUCGAGGCAUUUCUCGGGGCGAACGUGGAUGUUCGACAAUAUUAAUCGAUUGAUUUGUUGACUUUUAGUGUAACAAGUGUACGUUGGCACUGGCCGAGGCAAACAAUAGAAACGCAAUGAACGAUUCGCAAUAAGUCGUGGCCAAAAAUACCGAGUUUCAAAGUUUGCCAAGAGACAAACGGGAGGAAUGUAGGGGAAAACAAGACGGCAAUAAUUAGUUGAUUUUCGGCUGUUGGUGAAUUAAAUUCCUCUGAAAGUGGAUAAAAAGAAUGCUUAAUCAAUUAUCAGUGAUUCGUAAAGGUUUUCUGUAUAUAUUUCAGAAAUGCCUUGUCCCUCGUUAAAAGAUCUUUGAUCCAGUUUUCAUGCCGGCUGUCGUUCUGAACAGAGCUUAUUUCGUCUGUAACGAUGAUUAUAUUAUGUAUGGUCGCUACACGAAGGACCUGGGUGAGUACGCAAAAGAAGAGGCACGAAAACUCAAGUACCACGAAAAGGCUCGACGAAAAUAUGAUAAAACCAGAGAGGAGGAUUUACGGAAGUCGAGAAGAGGACCAUUGUGCCGGAAGCUGGUGGCAUUACUGGCGUUCGCCUGGAAACACACUGGAGCUAGAUUAGGCGAAGAUUGGGUCUUCUUGGCACUUCUCGGUGUUAUCAUGGCGCUUAUCAGUUACGCCAUGGAUCGUGGGAUUUCUAUGUGCAAUAACGCCAGGAUAUGGCUUUAUCAGGACCUGACGCAUCAUCCGGCACUUCAGUAUCUCGCCUGGGUGUCCUUGCCAGUUUGUCUGAUCCUCUUCAGCGCUGGUUUCGUCCAUAUUGUUGCACCUCAGAGCAUAGGAUCCGGGAUUCCAGAGAUGAAGACCAUCCUACGUGGAGUCGCGUUGAAGGAGUACCUAACUUUUCGUACUCUAGUCGCCAAGGUGAUAGGUUUGACCGCCACCCUGGGCUCCGGCUUGCCCCUGGGCAAAGAGGGUCCUUUCGUGCAUAUCGCCAGUAUCGUAGCGACCCUUCUCUCGAAAUUGGUCACCAGCUUUCAAGGGAUCUACGAGAAUGAGAGCAGAAACUGCGAGAUGCUCGCGGCAGCUUGCGCGGUCGGUGUGGCCGCGUGUUUCGCGGCUCCCAUCGGAGGUGUUCUCUUCAGCAUCGAGGUCACCACCGUCUAUUUCGCCGUACGAAAUUAUUGGCGAGGUUUCUUCGCCGCUGUAUGCGGCGCCACGAUGUUUCGAUUGCUGGCGAUCUGGUUUCAAAGGGAAGAAACCAUCACCGCGAUGUUCGCUACGAAUUUCACCAUGGAUUUUCCCUUCGAUCCUCAAGAACUGUUCGUAUUUGCUUUGAUCGGCGUUGGCAGCGGUCUAUGUGGUGCUUUUUACGUCUGGUUACACAGACAGUAUGUCAUCUUCAUGAGGAAGAACAAGAGUAUGAACAGCUUUCUGCAGAAAAAUCGUUUUCUCUACCCUGGAAUCGUUUCUCUCUUGGUGUCGUCCAUAUCCUUUCCGUUGGGACUAGGCCAAUUCAUGGCUGGUGAUUUGAACACCCAUGACCAAGUGUACGGUUUGUUUACCAACUUCACCUGGACCAAAGAAGAACUAGGCGUCGAAGAGAUGAACAUAGUAAAACACUGGUCCACGGGGUACACCGACGUGUUCAUUGGUCUGCUUGGCUUCGGUACCUUCACGUUCAUCUUUUCUAUCAUAAGCUCGACGGUUCCCGUGCCUUCGGGAAUCUUCAUCCCCGUGUUUAAAAUCGGCGCUGCGCUAGGCAGAGCCGUGGGAGAGGCUAUGGCUCUAUGGUUCCCCACCGGCGUUCGUUAUGGCGGUAUCAUAACUCCUAUCGUACCAGGAGGUUACGCUACCGUCGGUGCAGCUGCAUUUUCCGGUGCAGUGACUCACACCAUCUCCGUCAGCGUUAUCGUAUUCGAGAUGACCGGUCAGAUAACGCACAUCGUGCCAAUUAUGAUCGCUGUGCUGAUCAGUAACGCUAUCGCCGCUCUUCUUCAACCCAGCAUAUACGAUAGCAUCAUUCUGAUCAAGAAACUACCAUACCUGCCGGAUCUACUGCCAUCCAGUUCAGGAAUGUACAACGUUUACGUGGAAGACUUCAUGGUACGCGACGUGAAGUACAUCUGGCAUGGAAUUACGUAUCAGAAAUUGAAGGAAAUUCUAAAGGAAAACCGCAAACUACGUGGUUUUCCUCUGGUUGACAAUCCAGAUUCGAUGAUUCUCCUCGGGUCCAUUCAAAGGCUGGAAUUAAUCAAAUUGAUCGAGAAACAUAUUGGCCGCGAGCGAAGGUUACAGGUGGCUCAAAAAUGGCACAAAGAAGCCGAGGAAAGAGCUCGAGAAGAGAUGGAACGUCAAUUGAGGGAUCAAGAGAGAACAAGGAGACCAUCGCGGUUCGAGGUGAUUCCAGCACCGGAUAUCUUGAAAAUGCAAAGACAAAGCGCGAACGAUCUAACGAUGUCUCCGAAUAAUGGGACGGCUUCUGACCACCACACUUACCAUUCUCCGGUAUUUGGCUCGCAACCGAAGAAGUCAAUCCUGAAGAAAACCAACUCUUUCACGUUGAAAGGAUUCAGUCCGUUGGUUAGUCCAGCUGUUACUCCGUACACAACCGUCACCGGCGCGGAGAGCAGGAUACGUUUGGCCUUCGAAGCGAUCUUCCGCAAGUCUGCCACCUUACAGGACGUAGAUCCUGAUCCGGAAUUAGGUUCCGGAACUGGUACCAGGCGCGAUAGUCAAGAGGUAGCGCCCCAUACACCCAUGUUAGCACCCAGUCCAGCCACAUCGAAGAAAGUACAAUUGCCCCGGGAAAGAGUGAUAGACAUGUCAGCGGAGGAUCAGAAACGAUGGGAAGAAAGCGAAAUGGCGUUGGAAGUUGAUUUCUCUAGGUGUCACAUCGAUCCAGCACCCUUUCAACUGGUCGAAAGGACGUCUCUGUUGAAGGUGCACAGUCUGUUCAGUAUGGUCGGCGUGAAUCACGCCUAUGUAACAGCCAUUGGAAGGCUAGUCGGGGUUGUCGGGCUGAAAGAGCUAAGGAAAGCGAUAGAAGACGCGAACGCUGGAAUUUUGCCUAUGCACACGGAAUCACACAUCGGUGUCUCGACGUCCAGCAUCGCGAAAAGCGAGACGGACACGGAGAGCAAGAACGCUAGCACGAUGAACUCUAUAGCUUCCGUCGAUUGUGAGAAAGUUGAGAAAGUCUGAAUAUUGAAAGGAAAGAAAGAGAGAGAGAGAUAGAGGGGGGGGGAGGGGGGAGAAAGAUAAGCUAGAAAGAUAAGUAAAAACAAAAAUGUGAUAGUCGUGUUGUGAGACGCGCGACGCGGCCUGUGAACGAUGCGAUAGACAGACGAGUUUCUUUUAACUAAAAUUAUUCCCUUUCUUCCUUCCACGAUCGUGAUUCUAUUAACGAAACCACGAGCAACAAGUCGAUCGUAAACGCUUACAUAACUAAUGAUCGAUUUUAAACUUUUCUCGUACUUAAAAUCUCGGGACAAGAUUAUCGCCAACACUUUGAAGGUUUCAGAAACGUAUACGGUAUAUAGAUUAAAAAUUGUUAUAGAAUCUACAUUGUCGAUCAGUGAGUGACGAGCAAUAAUCUUUCGGUUUUUAUCUAUCAAAUAUGCUCGUCAUCGUUGUAGAUGAUUCGACAGGUUGCUCUUGAUCAUUUGUCGGAAGGAAGCUCUCGGUACCGAAGAUUUACAUCAGGGUUUAAUCAAGUUGUUCUUUACCAAUUUAGCUGGUCUUUUAUCUAAUUCACUGUAUUCCUUGUAACAUAAUAGAAUUAUUAUAGAGAGUUACCAGGUACGAAUGUACGAGUAUCGAAUGAUUGUUUUAACAGAUGUUUGAUUUCGUGAUAUCAGUGCUCAAACAAGAUUAUCCAUGAAGAGCAUGGACUCGUAUCCUACGUAGAACGUCGAAGCUUCUCGUUAAUAAUAUAUAUGGUGCUCCGAAAUAACUUUUCAACGAGUUCGCUUCGUGUUCGUAAAGGAAUAUGCUGUGAAUCGUGCGACUGUUGUAGACAAUCCAAUCAUAAAUCGUGAUCGAUAAUGUAUUAUAUUAUAGGACAAGGCGAUAUAGUCAGCGACCUUGACAAGCGUGAUUUAUUCUAAUGUAAUUAAUUUAAGGAAGAAUCGCGGAUGAUGUUGAUUCACGUUGAAUAGUCUUUUGUAGUGUGUAAAAUUCAUCUGACCAUGGUUGUGCCAACCUAUUUAUUCUAAUCGUUAAUUGUCGUUAAUUGGGCGUGAAAGUUAAUGAUGUUAUUAAUGAGAGAGAGAGAGAGAGUGAGAGGAGAUAGGAAUACAUUAAAUGGAAUUUUGAUAUAUCUCUCAUGGUAGAAAUUGAACGAGAGGACAUAUCAUAUUCUGAUAGACAACUAUUUUAAUUUCGAGAUAGCAUCAUUGAGAAUGAUGUCUUAAUUAAUCAUUCUAACGUUAUUGUAGGACCAGAAGCGGAUAAUACCGUUCUGUUCGACGGUGGAUCGGUUAUCUGCGAGUAUACUAGUUUAAGUAAAAGUUCAUAGGGCAUUUUACAUUCCAUCCGACGUUAUAGUUUCACGAUGCAUCCCAUUUUACUGUAAAUUAAUUCUGUGUUUAUCACGCUUUAUCCAUGCUCUAGCGUGACCAAUUAUCACCAAGUACACAGUUGUACAAUCGGGAGACGACAUUAAAUAAUUUAUUAUAUUAUUUA